CCGCGGGGGGGGGGCAGCCCUAUGAGCUCGGGUGGGCUGGCUUAUACAACCGCCAGCUCCAGCCUCCCGUCACACGCACGCGUGGAGCCUGUGCGAUUGCACUGAGCUCGCUUUCUGGCAUCCUCCGGACCUCCGGACCGCUGCGCUCCUGGCGGCCGAAUGCGCGUCCUGAGGCGGGCCAGCGCAGUCCGGUGUGUGCAGCAUCACCUGCGCAGCGCAGGGCGGUUGAGGGGAAUAAGCCCAGCGACCGGGGCGAUCCACACAGGCACAGCUCUCCCUGCUGUAACGUAAAGAUGGCGAGACUGCUCCAUAACUUACUGCUGCUGGCAGCCCGGCUGACGCUGAAGAUUCGAGUUAUUGGCUACUGGUCCUUGAUAUACUCUUAUUGCGGCGUCUGCGCUUCCGUCGCCCUGCUGAAACUUCUGUGGACCAUCCUUCAAAAGCCGUCGAAAACCUUCCAAUGGGGAGUCCGUGAGGCCCCCCCAGCCUGCCUGAACGACACGUCCUUGGGAACGCACUGCUACGUGCGAAUCAAGGAGUCCGGGCUGAGGUUCCACUAUGUGGCUGCCGGCGAGAGAGGCAAACCCCUGCUGCUGUUCCUGCACGGAUUCCCAGAGUUCUGGUUCUCCUGGCGCCACCAGCUGCGGGAGUUCAAGAGCGAGUUCCGGGUGGUGGCGGUGGACAUGCGGGGGUACGGGGAGUCCGACGUGCCGGCGGGGGCAGAGAACUACCGGCUGGAGCACCUCAUCACGGACGUCAGGGACAUCGUGGAGUGCCUGGGUUAUAACAGGUGCCACCUGGUCGGCCACGACUGGGGUGGGAUGGUGGCCUGGCUGUUUGCUAUCCACUACCCAGAGAUGGUGACCAAGCUGAUCGUCUUAAACUGUCCCCAUCCCUCUGUGUUCGCAGAUUACGCUCUGCGCCGCCCCCUGCAGCUGGCCAAGUGCAGCUGCAUCUUCUUCUUCCAGCUGCCACGCCUCCCGGAGUUGAUGCUCUCCGUUGACGACUUCAAGGCUCUGAAGGGCUUCUUCCCCAGCCGGGGCGCCGGGGUACGAUGGAAGAGCAGUUCUCUCCGCUCGGAGGACACGGAGGCCUACCUGUACGUCUUCUCCCAGCCUGGGGCCCUGACCGGCCCCCUCAACUACUACAGGAACAUCUUCAGUUCCCUGCCCCUGACUCAGCAGGAGGUGAGGUCCUCGGUGCUGCUGCUCUGGGGCGAGAGGGAUGCCCUGCUGGAGCAGGAGAUGGCGGAGGCCUCCCGGCUCUACGUCCGGAACCACCUGCGGCUCAACAUCAUCUCCGGCGCCGGCCACUGGCUGCAGCAGGAGCAGCCGGACAUCGUCAACACCCUGAUGUGGACGUUCCUGAAGGAGGGGGAGGGCUGGAGGUGCUGCAGGAGCUGAGCCCCCUCCCCUCGCCCGCAGGGCCAGCAGGCCGCUGGGUUUUUACAACACUUCAAAUAUUUUUUUAAACAAGUUUAUCGGAAGUGAAACUCGAAGAAAGCACAUUUGAUCAUUUCAGUGCAUUGCACCAUUUAAAAAAAAAAAACAACAACUUUUUGCACAUACAACAUUCGCCUUAAAAUUUGUAAGUCAGUGUGGCGUGUCCAGACGGGGCAGAAGUCUCCUAGUGAUUUGUAUUGUGUGGUGCCUUUGACUAAUUUCUCCGUGUGACGAUGACACGUGUGCUGUUUCUGUGACUGUCCCCGAGCCAGGGAGCUGUGUGCUAGGUGUCACAAGAGGCCGGUUUCUUUUAAACUGGACAGAACUAUUGGAGCACUCUUCUCUUGCCUUCUGUAUCAGGUGAUGUUGUCUUAAAAUAGCGUUCUUCAUAUUUGUAUUUUUGACAAUCGUUCUGCUCUUCUGGAAUAUUGUUAUCUUCCUGUACAUAAAGUGAUCGUUGAAUAUUGUAAACUUUUGUAUCCCUUCCUGCAUUUACUAAUUCACUGAGCCAAUUCUGCACCCCAUUCAUUUUUUAAGCAAAUAAAUAACAAAGGAAAUUCU
Lepisosteus oculatus (spotted gar) is the source of this 2003-nucleotide messenger RNA. It is a transcript of the gene ephx4, whose product is annotated as epoxide hydrolase 4. Gene Ontology annotation, molecular function: hydrolase activity. Lineage: Eukaryota; Metazoa; Chordata; Actinopteri; Semionotiformes; Lepisosteidae. The record is from RefSeq and is a predicted model, not a curated record.